Molecule: messenger RNA, 2354 nt
Organism: Notodromas monacha
Lineage: Eukaryota; Metazoa; Arthropoda; Ostracoda; Podocopida; Cyprididae
Source: the annotation of a GenBank genome assembly
AGGUGUAAAGAUUUGUGUCGAGUGUUGCCAUGGAGUAGCAGUUCGGCCGAGUAAGGAUUGAAAUGAGUUCGGAUGGGAAACCACCAUCUGUUGGUGAAAUCAAGGUGAAGAGCGCUAUUCCAAAAAAUCGGCAAGAGAAACUAAAAUGGAAUGGUUGGGGAUACAAGAGCACCGCGUUCGACAUCAGCGACGACUUGCAAAGCGCGCAUUUUGUUGGCGAAGGGUAUCCAAUGCACGGGGAAAGCCUGCCGCAGUUCUUACCGUUUGCAGAAAAGAAUCUUGGCCUUCGAAGACCCGGGGAAAUUGUUAAACCAAGACCCUCCUUCAGCGACUCCGAAUUGCCCCAGACUAGGGCAACCAAAGAAAUAAUGGAAAGCUUGGAAGGCUUUGGAAUAUCAUAUUCGGUGCGGGGAGAAGAUCGAUUAUUCCGUGCCCACGGCCACACCUUGAGAGAAAUUUAUGCACUGAGGCACGGAUCUUUCAGACGCAUUCCUGAUGUCGUAAUUUGGCCAGAAUGUCAUGACCACGUGGUGAAGUUGGUGAAACUGGCGAACGAGUUGAACUUCGUCAUCAUACCAUUUGGUGGAGGCACCAGCGUGACGUUGGCGGUGGAGUGUCCCGAAAACGAAGAAAGGCCGAUCGCGUCUUUAGACACUUCACAAAUGAAUAAAAUCCUUUGGAUCGAUCGGGAAAAUUUAGUUGCUCGAUUCGAAAGCGGGAUUGUAGGACAAGACUUGGAACGGGAAAUGAAGGUCCGUGGGUUCACUGUUGGACACGAGCCGGAUUCCUUAGAAUUUUCUAGUUUAGGUGGUUGGGUAGCAACAAGAGCAUCGGGAAUGAAGAAAAGCGUGUACGGUAAUAUUGAAGAUUUGAUAGUGCACUUCACUGCAGUCACGUCUCGUGGAGUGAUUUCCAAGUCAUGUUCUGUUCCUCGUCUCUCAUCAGGACCUGAUUUGCACCAAUUCUUUCUCGGUUCAGAAGGAACGCUUGGAGUGAUAACUGAAGUAACUCUGAGAAUCCGGCCGUUGCCUGUCGUCAAAAAAUUCGGAUCCCUCGCCUUCCCGACUAUGGAGGCAGGGAUUCAGUGUCUGCGAGAAAUAGCUGGAAAGAGAAUAUUUCCGGCUUCUAUUCGUCUCAUGGACAAUCAUCAGUUCACGUUCGCUCAAGCUAUCAAACCGACGCAAGGAAAAUUUAAAGCUAUGAUGGAGUCGUUGAAAAAGCUGUACCUGACUUAUUAUCAAAAAUUUGACGUGAGUCAGAUGGCAGUGGCGACUCUAUUGUUUGAAGGAGAGUGUGAAGAAACGGUGAAACUUCAAGAAAAGCAGGUUUACGAGAUCGCUGCUAAACACGGCGGGCUUCCUGGGGGAGAAGAGAAUGGUCAGCGGGGGUAUUUACUCACAUUCGUGAUAGCUUAUAUUCGAGAUGCCGCGUUUGAUAUGGGAAUUUUGGCGGAGUCUUUCGAGACGUCUGUUCCUUGGGAUCGUGUGGCGGUUGUCUACGGGAACGUCUUCAAAAGAAUGGAACGAGAAUGCUCGAAGCGCAACGUCAGGAAGCCGUAUUUGAGCAGUCGUGUCACCCAGUCGUAUGAUGCCGGUGCUGCUAUGUACUUCUAUUUUGGUUUCGAGUAUAAAAGUUUAGGUGUGGAGGAUCCCGUUGGGCUCUACGAGGAAAUUGAGCAUGAAUUACGGGAUGAAGUGAUGCGCUGCGGUGGGAGUAUUUCGCAUCACCACGGAGUCGGGAAACUGAGAAAACAGUUUCUUGAGAGAAGCAUUUCAAAGCCCGGAGUUGCUUUGCUGCAAUCUGUCAAACGUGCAUUGGAUCCGAAAAACAUCUUCGCAGCGGGAAAUUUAGUUGAUGUGGAGCCGGAUUUGACGGCCAAAUUAUGAGUACCUACCGUGCAUUCCGCCGGCGGUUUUUGUGGACUAUUUCCGGCAUUCUCCGUAUCAUUUAGGUCAGAGGUUGGAAACUUGGAAGAGUUUCUUUUCAAUUCAGCAUCUAGAGAAAGUUCAUUAAUCCCAUUUCAGUGUUUCGAAAUUUCAUCAAUUUGUGCUAUUGAGACGACGUGAAGGUUGUGGGUACAGUUCCCGAAAGCGUUUCUUUGCCAUUUGGAAAGCCCAUGUUUUGUCAAAUUCUUGGGGAACUAGUUGUUGACGUUCAGGAUUGCGGGUGAACUUCAGACGUUUAUAUAUGACGCUAAGAAUUGAUACAAACGGUGUUGAGGAGGCGCUUUAGUCAUGUUCAAGCAUUCCUCUGAUUUGGUUUUUUUGUUGGGACGUAUUUUAUUCACGUUUUAAGCUUUUUGAUUCGUAUUUCGUUGUGGAUCGGAAUUAAUGCAGGUACUUGGGAAAACCAAA